AUGAAUGAACAUUUCGCACCAGUUGCCGCGCUACUGGCGGCCUUUCAGGCCGACGCUACGAAAAAGUCGGAUGUAAGUGGCAGAACACGCCCAGAAAACGCUGACACGUACGUGCUUGUUGAUGCUGAAGAUGAGAAGCAUAGCGCUCCGUUUCACUCGCUUUCAAAAUCUGAGGAGGAUAAAACGCGUAAUGGAAUACUAACUAAUUCUGGAGAGACCAAGACACGGCGACGAGCUACAGAUCCACGCCCGCUUCGGAAAGAGCUGAAAAAGGUUCUCGUCUUCCCAGUAUAUGAUAUUUGCAUCCAUUGCAUCGAACCCAAAGCAACAAUCAAAUUGGAUUGCUCGCUUCUGUGA
Haemonchus placei is the source of this 357-nucleotide messenger RNA. The record is from the annotation of a GenBank genome assembly. Lineage: Eukaryota; Metazoa; Nematoda; Chromadorea; Rhabditida; Trichostrongylidae.